Messenger RNA from Trichoplax adhaerens, 660 nucleotides. RefSeq lists its product as uncharacterized. NCBI's taxonomy places the organism in Eukaryota, Metazoa, Placozoa, Uniplacotomia, Trichoplacea, Trichoplacidae. Bases 1 to 660 code for a protein of 219 amino acids. Gene Ontology annotation, cellular component: membrane; trans-Golgi network. Gene Ontology annotation, biological process: endoplasmic reticulum to Golgi vesicle-mediated transport. The record is from RefSeq and is a predicted model, not a curated record. The transcript has 6 exons.
AUGGCAUCACCAAGACCGGUUAGUCCGCGUUUUGAUCAUAGUGAUAGCGAUGAAGACGAAGAAAGUCAACGUGUCCAUGGUGAUCAUCAAGUCGAUGAAUCGCAUUUCGACACCAUCGACGAACCAGUAUCGCAAACACUCCUAAGAGAUCUGAAAUCCAUUGGCCAAAAAUUUCUCCACGUCUUUUACGUCAAGCAGAAAAUUUCCCUCUUGCGAAAUUGGGACUUAUGGGGACCUUUAAUCUUAUGUGGGGCUAUGGCGUUGCUGUUACAAGGUAACAAAGCUGAUAACGUUAACGAUGGAGGACCACAAUUUGCUGAAGUAUUUGUCAUCUUUUGGUGUGGAGCUGGAAUUGUAACUAUCAACAGUCAAUUACUUGGUGGGAGAAUAUCAUUAUUUCAAAGUCUGUGCGUAUUAGGUUAUUGUAUGUUUCCUCUUGUACUAGCACUGAUUGGCUGUCGAAUUGUACUUAUGCUUCCACAUACAAGUGGAUUGUUUGUUCUUCGAUUUUGCUUAGUCAUUUUGGGAUUUUGCUGGUCAACAUUUGCAUCAACGGCAUUUCUAGCUGACACACAGCUAUCCGAUAGAAAAGCAUUGGCUAUCUAUCCAAUCUUUUUAUUUUACUUCGUCAUGGCUUGGCUAGUAAUCUCUCAUACCUAG